AUGGUAUCUUGGUUACGGAAGAAUCUGCUCCUAGUGAUGACGGUCGGCUCCGUCGUCCUGGGAGCCGUUUUGGGUUUUCUGUUCCGCGGAUUGCAGCUCUCGCCACAGAAUAUCAUGUACAUUAGUUUCCCCGGAGAACUUCUCAUGCACAUGCUCAAAAUGAUGAUUCUUCCACUUAUCAUGAGUUCUCUAAUUUCUGGUCUCGCUCAAUUGGAUGCUCGCCAAUCGGGAAAACUUGGAUCUCUUGCUGUCACCUAUUAUAUGUUCACAACUGUUGUUGCUGUCAUUACUGGUAUCUUCCUGGUAUUAGUGAUCCAUCCUGGAGAUCCGACCAUCAAGAAAGAGAUUGGAACUGGUACCGAAGGAAAGACAGUCAGCACCGUGGAUACCCUCUUGGAUCUUCUCAGAAACAUGUUCCCAGAAAAUGUCGUUCAAGCCACCUUCCAACAAGUUCAGACCAAGUAUAUCAAAGUUCGGCCGAAAGUGGUGAAAAAUAAUGAUUCUGCGACAUUAGCAGCGUUAAACAACGGAAGUCUUGAUUAUAUCAAGGCUUCCGUUGAGUACACUUCUGGAAUGAACGUUCUUGGAGUCAUUGUCUUCUGCAUCGCUAUCGGAAUUAGUCUCUCCCAACUUGGACAAGAAGCUCACGUCAUGGUCCAAUUCUUCGUUAUCAUGGAUAAAGUUAUCAUGAAGCUUGUCAUGACUGUCAUGUGGUACUCUCCUUUCGGAAUCUUGUGUUUGAUCAUGGGAAAGAUUCUCGAAAUCCAUGACCUUGCCGAUACCGCUAGAAUGUUGGCCAUGUACAUGGUCACCGUUCUCUCUGGACUUGCUAUUCAUUCUUUGAUCUCGCUGCCACUGAUCUUCUUUAUCACCACCAAAAAGAACCCGUACACUUUCAUGAGAGGACUUUUCCAAGCUUGGAUUACAGCUCUUGGAACUGCUUCCAGCUCUGCCACUCUCCCAAUCACCUUCAACUGUCUCGAGGAAAAGCUGGGUGUCGACCGUCGGGUCACUCGCUUUGUCCUUCCAGUCGGAGCUACUAUCAACAUGGACGGAACUGCUUUGUACGAAGCUGUCGCUGCUAUCUUCAUUGCUCAAAUCAACGGAGUUCAUCUCUCCUUUGGACAGGUCGUCACUGUUAGUUUAACCGCUACAUUGGCUUCCAUCGGAGCUGCUUCUGUUCCAUCUGCCGGUCUUGUCACUAUGCUCUUGGUGCUCACCGCCGUCGGUCUUCCAGUAAAGGACGUUUCUCUUAUUGUCGCUGUUGAUUGGCUUCUCGACAGAAUCAGAACCUCCAUUAACGUUCUCGGAGACGCUAUGGGUGCCGGUAUUGUCUAUCACUAUUCCAAGGCCGAUCUUGAUGCUCAUGACCGUGUAGCUGCUACCACCAGAUCCCUUUCCAUCGCUAUGAACGACGAGAAGAGACCAUUGGCGGUGUACAGCAGCCUCCCAACCGACGACGACAAACACACUCAUUGA
Messenger RNA from Caenorhabditis briggsae, 1479 nucleotides. It is a transcript of the gene Cbr-glt-1, whose product is annotated as Protein CBR-GLT-1. NCBI's taxonomy places the organism in Eukaryota, Metazoa, Nematoda, Chromadorea, Rhabditida, Rhabditidae. Gene Ontology annotation, molecular function: neutral L-amino acid transmembrane transporter activity; L-glutamate transmembrane transporter activity; glutamate:sodium symporter activity. The record is from RefSeq and is a predicted model, not a curated record. Gene Ontology annotation, cellular component: plasma membrane. Gene Ontology annotation, biological process: L-glutamate transmembrane transport. The transcript is spliced from 8 exons. The coding region runs from base 1 to 1479 and encodes 492 amino acids.